This is a messenger RNA of Emiliania huxleyi CCMP1516, 1068 nucleotides long. RefSeq lists its product as hypothetical. The coding region runs from base 1 to 1068 and encodes 355 amino acids. The transcript has a single exon. Lineage: Eukaryota; Haptophyta; Isochrysidales; Noelaerhabdaceae. The record is from RefSeq and is a predicted model, not a curated record. Gene Ontology annotation, molecular function: ATP binding; kinase activity.
AUGCUGCCCUGCCUCCUCCCUCUCCGAGCCAUGGUCGCCUGCCUGCUCGCCAUGUCGUCCGCCAAGUCGAUGUACCGGCCGCAGCGCGCGGCCGCGGCGGCCGCUGCGGCCGCACCGUCCACGGCGCCGGCUCCCGCGUACAACUACUCGCGAGACACGAUGGAGGCGUAUCAGGACGCGUCCGCGUCCAACGCCGGGAGAUAUCAGGCCGUCCGCGACCGCCUCGACGUGUCCUAUCACGGCACCUACGCGCUCGCCCGGCAGCGGCUGCAGGACCGGCUGAUUGGCUGCGCGCUGCGCGGGGUGCGAGGCGGCCGGACGAGGCCGUGGAUCAUCUUCACGGCGGGCGCGAUGGGAUCGGGCAAGAGCCGCACCUUUGAGUACCUGGUCGAGCGCGGCAUCAUCCCGCUGCAGGGCGUGCAGAUGCUCGACUCGGACGCCUUCAAGACGCGGCUCCCUGAGUGGGAAGGCUACCUGGCGCGCGACCCGCUCUCGGCGGGGCUGCACACGCGGCGGGAGAGCGGCUACAUGCUCGAGAUCGCGCAGGAGGCGGCGCUGCGCGAGCGGCGCCACGUCUGGGUCGACGGCUCCCUCCGCGACGGGGAGUGGUACCAGUCCGAGUUUGCACGGCUGCGCAGGGAGCACCCUGACUACUCGAUCGCGAUCGUGCACGUGGUGGCGACGCGGCAGGCGGUGCUCGAGCGCGUGAAGCGGCGCGCCGCCGUCACCGGCCGCCACGUCCCCGAGGCGGAGAUCGACGACUCGCUCGUCCGCGUGCCGCCGGCGGUGCGGCUGCUCGCGCCGCGCGUCGACUUUCUGGCCGUGGUGGACAACUCGGCCGAGCGGCCGCACCUGGUCGAGUACUGCACGGGGGAGACGUGCAAGCUGUGCGUCGACGACUGGGAGCAAAUCGCCACCCGCCUCGAGUGCGACGCGGACGAGGGCGCCGCCGCCGCCGCCCCGCCCGAAGAGUGCCAGAUCCACGACCUCGACUGGGGCGACGUGUCGAAGAACUUUGAGGCGGCGCGGCGCACCUCGAGCGCGGCGAGCAGCGACGAGUGGGGCUGA